UAUUCGCUUAUCAGACCGGAAUUAACAUUAAAAAAUUGUCCUUCAAGUUAUUAUAACCAUUUAAUGAUGAGAAAGACAUUGUUUCCAGGUAGAAAAGGUCUUUUGGAAAAGCUAACUGGAGCUUUAAGGCAUGAGGAGACGCAUGACAAGGAAUCGAUUGAGAUGAAUGACUAUGACCGGCUAUACCUCAGCUUGGCAGAAAAAGGCCUACAAGAAUCUUUUACGUCGUUAGUUUAUACACAUGAUGUUCAUUCUAUCAACGACCUUGAGCGAAUGGAUACUAAGAAAAUUCAAAGCCGCACUCCAUGGCAAAGUGCAGAACUUUUUGCAGCAGCUUUAAAGAAUGCAAAGAGCUUGGAUUUUAACAAAUUGGCAAUGAAUAUUGGAAAGGUAGAUUAUGAAGCCAAACUCAAGGAGGAUGGUAUUCCCAUUAUUUCUCUAAAAGAUCUUUCAAUCACUCAAAGGAUAGGACGUGGACCUUACUCUGGCAUUGUCAAUGAGGCAACAUGGGCAAAGCCAAACAGAGAAAAGAUGAAAGUAUGCCUAAGGUUUGCAACAAGUACUCGACAAAGCCAGAACUUUCUCCAUGAAGCUAAGAUGCUAACAAAGCUGAAACAUGAUAAUAUUAUCAAGUUACAUGGUGUGGUGGUGUUUGGGGCAUUUGUUGAAUCUAUUGGACUGGUUUUAGAGCUUUGUCCUCAUGGUAAUAUUAUUGAGGGAAGUGAGAUACUUACGGUACACAGCUUGUGUAAGAUUCUCCCUCAAGCUGUGUCUGUACUCCAAUAUAUUGCAAGCAAGAACUUGAUUCACUUCGGACUUAGUGAUGCUGCUGUCUUUCUCUUUGCUAAAGACAAAAUUAAAAUAUCUGCAUUUUGGGGCUGCCAUCCACAAGAAAAAGUAGCCUCAAUAAGCCCCGCCCAGAUCCCCUGGCUUGGUAAUUCAACAAUACGCAACAAGGCUGACAUGGUGGCAUGGUUUGCUUACUUUGCUGAGAGGGUUUGUCAUGUCAUACAGAAGAGCAAAAUAGUCAAUGCUGUUCAGAGAAAGGAAAGUGCUGGAAAGACAUAUUUCAGUUUGGUUUGUCCGGAAGUAAUGUAUACCCUGUUGGAUCGAUGUAGUAAGGCCUCACACAAACUGGGUCGCCCUUCACUUGAGGAGAUCAUGGCAUUUGUCACUAGCAAGAGUUUCCCUCCAAUAGUCCAAAUGACUGGUAGCUACACAUCAACUGCUGUUGGAGACUUGUCUUUCGACAAUGGCGAACAGGUCCUUCUUAUCUCGAAAAACUGCACAAGGUUUGUAGACAAAUCUCACAAGUCUGGGGAAGAUCUUUGGUUUGGCGAAAAAGAAGACGGCCAGCUGGGGCUUUUUGAUAGUUCCAUGGCAACCAUACUAAACCCUGAAGUAGGGCCAACUUCUGAGUUGAGCCAGCAAUCUGUUCCAGUGGCAGACGGCGAUGAGCGUCCACCGUCUGAGGAACUUUCUGGACAGGUCCCGGUUGAAAUCACUGCGCGAGGGCCUGAGGCGGAGCAUGCGUACCGAAAGGCGCUGCUUGAAGGCAAGGUCCAGGUGUAUCGCGGGCGCAUCAUGCUGAUUGGUCAAGAUCGCGCGGGAAAGACGAGUCUGAAAAAGUCUCUGCUCGGACUUCCAUUUGACCCUCGUGAAGUGAGCACCGAGGGAAUCGAGGUGGAUCCAUCUACAUUUGAGGUGGAUAUAGACCAAGUGAAAAACUGGCGUCCAACUAGUAGAAAGGCGUUAGCCUCAGAAUUUGCUGAUGACAUCGCACGCAUAAUGGUGGAUGAGUUAACAAGAAAGGAGCCAGAAGAGAAACAGCAGCAUGAUGAGCUACACCAAUCACAACAAUCCCUCCCAGACCACGAGCAUUCCAGUCACGAUGAACAAACCAAGUUGAAUCAGGAUGAUUCUAGAUCAAGAUCGGAUACACCUCCGUUACCCAACGACGUUGCCGAAGAACAAAACGAAACUACUUUUUCUUGCGAGGCCUCCGCUUCUAAAGAAUUAUCCGCUGAAGAACCCGAAGUAUCCCUAGACAACUUGCAAAUCAAAAUCCAAGACGCGAUUCCAGAGGACGUGACAAACUUGGUAAUCCAGUACCUUCAGAACGUGGAUAUUAACCAGGAAUAUCCAGCAAGUCGGGAGACAGUAGUCAGUAUCUGGGACUUUGCUGGGCAACAUCUGUACUACGCCUCUCAUCCUGUCUUCCUGUCACCCAGGGCAGUGUACCUUCUAGUGUAUAACCUGAAGAAAGACUUAAACGCUGAAGCAGAGCCUUGCGUGCGCCAGGGAGUUUAUGACGUCUUGCUGGAAAACCCUGACCGACAGACUAAUCUGGAAGGUAUCUUAUCAUGGUUAGUUUCCAUCCAUAGCAUUCAACGAGGAGACGAGGAUGGAGAUAGCGAUGUUGUAAAGGAUGAAGGCAAAACGGACCAGAAGCUUCCGUAUUUGCGGCCACCAGUUAUCAUAGUUGGAACCCACGAGGACAUGGCCUUCGAGGAUCCCAAGAAGAUGGAGAUGCACAUUAAAAAAAGUCUUCAAGGGAAAAGCUAUCAGCAGCACGUGGUUAAGCCGUUUGUUGUCGUGAACAACACUCUCUCAUCAGGAGAUAAGGGAGUUCAGCUCCUGCAAAAGACCAUCGGUGAAGUGCUUAGGACGGAACCUUAUAUGGGAGAAGAUGUACCUGUGCGCUGGUUCAACUUCGAGAAGGUAGUGGAGACUCUAGUGCAGGGGAAAACCUACCAUCUCGCCCUGACAGACCUUGAGAGAAUUGUCAACGAAGUUUGCUUCAUCGACGACAGUCGAGAGAUAUCCGCCAUGUUGAAUUUCUACCAUGACCUUGGGGUCAUCGUAAUGCAUGGUGGGACGGUGGUACUGCAAGCUCAGUGGCUAAUAGAUCUGUUUAGACGUCUGAUUACCAUCAGGCCUUUUGAUGAGCAGAACGCCUUGUUUGCGGAGUACUGGGCCGAGCUGGAGGAAAAUGGAAUUUUGCAUAUGGCGUUAGCCGAGCACGUGUUCAGCGAGGUAGUGGCCAGCGGUCACUCCCAGGAGGACAUCUUGGCCAUGAUGGAGCAUUACGGCCUCAUCGCCAGGUUUAACAUCAUCGGGGGCUCGGACAGUAAGCGCUAUUUCGUCCCUGCUCAGCUAAGUUCCUCCCCGGAAGGUAUCGUUGAUGUGACGCCUUCUCCUGGUGACGCAUGCGCAUUGUACGUUCAUUUCCAAGACGGUUUUGUCCCACAUGGAUUGUACACGAUGCUCAUAUCUAAAUUCAUCUCUUGGAUUUCUAGCGGAGAGUGUAAAAAUGAACCAAACUUAUAUAGAAACGUCUCCAGGUUUAUUAUUGGUGCUGAAGCAGACUACGAAUUGAUAAUUGUUUGCCGAAAAAGCUACAUCAAGAUUGUGUUACAGUCAAUAGCAACAGACUGCGAUGACGAGGAAGCAGCUACUGUGUCACGCUCUCCUGUGUCACGCUCCCCCGCGCCAGUCAUCCGGGCCUUUAUUGAGCAAACCUUACAAGACAUGUCACUUGAAUGCCCUUGGCUCCGAAACAUGCGUUACCAGUUUUGCGUGAUGUGCCCAUCAUGCAUCGCGGGCCCCAAGCCUUGUCAGAAGCAUCGAGUCGCUUCGUGUGCAGACGACGACUGUAUUCAUUUGCUGCCGAUAAAUUCCGGCCGAGUUUUGAUUUGUAAAAAGAGUUACGGCAAGGGUUCGCGGCCCAAAGCACACGGCCUGGAGGAUUGGUACCAAAUCGAGACGUCUUCAGAGCCGCUCCCUAAGUCUGGGUCGAGCAUCGUGUCACGAGACACCUUUAUGCUCCUGGCCCGUGAGAUAGGCCCCGCAUGGAAAGCCCUGGGACGAGCGCUCCUAUUGGACAACGCCGAAUUGGACCAAAUCGAAGCUGAUGAGAAGCAACUGUACGAGCAAUCCUUCCUGGUGCUGCGCCGCUGGCAUGAGAUCAAUGCGUCAGCGGCUACACUCGAUAAUCUGGGAAGAGCACUGGUCAAGGUUGGACGCGGAGACCUGGGGAGGAAGCACUGCGGUGACGCACUUCAGGGGGCUGAGGCAUGCGCGCAAGACUCGACCGAUUCAGCAAAGGCACCAAUCCCCGUGGCUAGUCCUAGUUCCAGUCCCCCGGUAUUUCUCUCGUACCAGUGGGACAUGCAGAAAACUGCGCUAGAGCUGGGUCGCCAGCUGCGGGAGGCUGGUAUCGAGUGCUGGAUGGACGUGGGGCAGAUGGGAGGCGGGGACUUUCUCUACGCCUCCAUAGACGCCGGCGUCAGAGGCGCCAAGGUAAUGCUGUGUUGCGUGACGUCGCGCUACUGUGCCUCUGAGAACUGUCAAUGCGAGGCGACACUGGGUGGUCUACUGAAGAAGCCGAUAAUCCCGCUUCUGUUCGAGGAGAUCCCGUGGCCACCCGCGGGUCAGCUGGGACCCGUGUUUGCUAAGCUGUUAUAUAUUGAUAUGACCCAGUGUUCCGAGAACAUUCCUUCUCAGAAAUUCCAAGAAUUAGUGCAAAGAAUCGAGAAGUAUUGCUCAAAGUGAUAUAAAAAAAAAAACAGUUAUCCGCAGGUUUGCGGGACAAUAGUACGUUUCAGUGCUUUUAUCAUUUUAUUCCAAUCUAUUUUCUGGCGUUUUUACUUGAUUUCCUGUGCUUGUACAUGAACUAUCAGGAGGCGUGGGAUCUGGGACGAGGAGAUUAUCCUUUUGACGUCACAACUUUUGCCAGCUAAGGAAACCCGAUAAUUCUUUCUGAGGAAUUAUUGGGAGAUAAGGGAUGGACGCUGAUUAUACCUUCCUGAAAGUAGCUUAAUUCAUGAUACUGUGUAAUAACGCGCCAUAAAGUAAAGCUAACUCGGCGCGUUUAAUAAGUCAGGCUAACUUUGACGCCUCAAUUGGUUCUUGCAAGCUAGGUUGUGGAACCAAAAUGUAACAUUAACUGUAAAUAGCGAAAAGAAAACGCUGUCUCAUUUUUCUAAAAAGAAUCGACAACUUAAAAUAAAGCAAACUAAUAAAGCUUUAAAAUAAAGCAAACUAUACAAAGCAUAAAUAGCUUCACUGCCAACUUUAUUUAUAUCACAUUACUAACGUGCAGCUAUACUAGUAACAGGAUAUCAUAACAUACACCUAGGACAUAUCUAACGGAGCGAGGUACAUCUGAGAAAAUAUAUGGCAAAGGUCCCGUAUAUGACGUAAUCUUCGUGUAAUGUUCGGGCUUGCAUCGUGUCUACUUCGUGUUACAAUUUUGACGACAGUGCGAGGCGAAUAAAGUGCACCCACGGCACUGGUGACCGUGGCAGAACUGACGGCACAUGUAGUAGAGCUCUUCGCAACCCUCCAUACAUCCUUGAUAGGAAGGCUUGGCUUGAGCCUCACGGGCCUCGUGGACCACGAGGGCCAGUCCAACGAGACAGAGGAAAACUGAGAACUUCAUCUGAAAGAAAAAGACACUAAAUAGUGACCAAACACCGGAAGCCGAAGCCCGUGAGAUUUUAAGAUUCUGUACUCUAUCCUGUGAAUGCCACUGAUAUUAAACUAUUUUUUAUAAGAAUUUUUAGUUGAGGGCUGGUCGUUCUUAAUUUCGGAGCUGAGAGGCUGAGAAAGUUCUUUACGAGUUAUUAGGAAAGGAAUUACACAAAUGAUCAAUAGCUAUAAUAUCAAGGUUGUUAUUAUAAAUACAAUUUAAUUCUAUAUUUCAGAACGCAUCAAAAUAAAAAAACAGUUUUUUU
Nematostella vectensis (starlet sea anemone) is the source of this 5738-nucleotide messenger RNA. RefSeq lists its product as uncharacterized. The transcript is spliced from 18 exons. The coding region runs from base 64 to 4554 and encodes 1496 amino acids. The record is from RefSeq and is a predicted model, not a curated record. Lineage: Eukaryota; Metazoa; Cnidaria; Anthozoa; Actiniaria; Edwardsiidae. Gene Ontology annotation, molecular function: protein kinase activity; ATP binding; protein binding. Gene Ontology annotation, biological process: signal transduction; protein phosphorylation.